This is a messenger RNA of Mycena citricolor, 1175 nucleotides long. The record is from the annotation of a GenBank genome assembly. NCBI's taxonomy places the organism in Eukaryota, Fungi, Basidiomycota, Agaricomycetes, Agaricales, Mycenaceae.
GCGUCAUUUACUGGGUACAAUAUCACGAUUACAACAAGACAAGUACAAGGAAUGUAGUUACAAUACGGAAUUCGAGCCUCAAGCGUGCUCGUGCUUGGCCACCUGCUCUCUAUAUCUCUCUCUCCAGUCUCCCACCUCCUUCAUCGCCCUGUCCAGAUAGCCGAUACGUCGAGCAAAGCGUUCCAUGUCCCGCCCGUUGUAGUAGUUGUGUCCGCCGCGCGGAUGCAACGGAGGCUCGACCGCGUCCUCGCUCAAAUCAACGUCAAAGAGGGAGUACUCUGCCAGCGCCUCGGGAACGCGGUAGAGGCGCCCUUGCACAAAGUAGUACGGGGCCCGCGCGAAAUGCCGGUAGCCAAGAGCCAGCGGCGGGAGGGCGGGUAUCCCGUCGUUGUAUAUCUUCACGGCGUACUCGACGAUAGACUCGCGCCCGUGCCUCCCGCGGCGCUCGGAAACAAGCGCAUUCCAGAACCCGACGAGGGUGUGCGUGCCGGACCGCGGGCUGCCGAAGCCGACCAGGCGGAUCGGGAUGCGGCCGAUCGGGGCGAGGCUCUCAUCGCGCAGGAGAUCGACGAGGAACAGCUGGGAGAGGGCGGCGCCCAUGCUGUGGCCGGUCACCACGACCUCCUCGACGUCGUGCUCGGCCAGGCCCUUGCGCAGGGCGUCCAACGCAGGCUGCUUCGCCCCCUGGUACAGCUUCCAGAACCCGGCAUGCACUCUGCCGUGCUGCGACGGAUGCUCAUGCAUCACGAGCUGGAGAUCGUAGAGGGCCUGGUGGGGGCUGGCUGUGCCCUGGAAAGUGAGGAUCAGCUGCUUGGUUUCCGGACGAUAUGCGCUGUAUCCCUGCAGAUGUGCUGUCUGCCCGAAGAAAGACGCUACCAGGUGCGACCCACGGAGAGCUGUGUAUUUAUCCAGCGGAAGGGUUGGUUCCAUGAGAGCAUCGAGAUUCUCGAAGAUGAAUUCGAGGGGGAUGGCGCUGUAAGCCACCUCCGCAAAUUGGCCUUUGGAGAUAGUUCAAUGGGGCUGCGAACAGAUGAGCAGAACGACACACCGACUUCAGAGCAAUAAUCCGACACUUCUUUCGGCGCCAGAUCCUUGGCAGACAGGCCGUGCGGUGCGCAAGUUGCAAAGAGUUUGGAGAUCCAACGAAAGUUCAUCAGCUUCUCCAUCGCGUACAU